Nerophis ophidion (straightnose pipefish) is the source of this 1865-nucleotide messenger RNA. RefSeq names its product interleukin 7 receptor (gene il7r). Lineage: Eukaryota; Metazoa; Chordata; Actinopteri; Syngnathiformes; Syngnathidae. Gene Ontology annotation, biological process: hemopoiesis; positive regulation of receptor signaling pathway via JAK-STAT; cytokine-mediated signaling pathway. The transcript has 8 exons. The coding region runs from base 55 to 1266 and encodes 403 amino acids. The record is from RefSeq and is a predicted model, not a curated record. Gene Ontology annotation, molecular function: protein binding; cytokine receptor activity. Gene Ontology annotation, cellular component: membrane; external side of plasma membrane.
AAGAAGAGCUGUCAGGUGCGGGGAAACCAUCUGAGGAGGAGACAAACACAGAAAAUGCUGCUUGGCUGGCGGACGGCUGAGCUGCUGCUGCUGCUGCUGCUGCUGCUGCUGCCAGCAGCUAGUCUGGCUGAAAGUGGAGAGAGAAGUGCUGACCUGGUUUCUGAAUCCAGAAUCAGCUGCGUGUCUCACAUCAGCACAAAGGAGAUCAGUCUAACCUGCAAGCUGGUUGGCAGCGGGAACGAGGACGAUGAAGAUGAGGACGAUGAAGAUGAGGACGAGGCUGUGGAGGCCAUGACCGCGUGUUUCAAAAACCCGGUCCAGGAUAGAUUAAAGUGUCCUCAUGUGCGCGGAGACUCCAUCACCUUCACUGAUUUGACGCCUCUGACUCGUCUCAACUUGACCAUCCACUUGAGGAGGGGCGGCACCCUCACAAAAACUGUCCAGCUCAGCAAAAUCGCAGUUAAACCUCGGAGUCCCGAGGUGUGGAAUGUGACCGUCAACCAGGACUCCAACCAGGCUGUGUUUCACAUUCGGACUCCGUACCUCAAUGACUACCUGAAAGUUGAAAAUCAGCUCUUUCAGUUGGUCAUUUGGACCACGGAUACAAAGAUGAUUGAAAAUGUGUCAUCGUCCGACACGAUGACGAUCAACAUGGAGCACCUUCUUAAAAACCGCGACUACCACGUCAAAGUGCGAGCAAUACCAGUGGUUUUCCUGAAGGGGAGCUGGAGCGAGUGGAGCGACCCUUUGGACUUCUUCAUUCCUGAUGUUCGUGUAGGAAACCACAAGAGCGAGGAGUUGGUGCGAAGUCUGAUGGCGUGUUUCGUCCCUUUGGGCGUGCUGGCGAUAUUCUCUGUUUUCUUCUGGAAAAAGAUCUUUCCUUACAUAUGGCCCAAGAUUCUACAUCCGAAACCCAUACUGGUGCAGAACUGCAAAGCCAAUAAAACUUCUCUGCUACUCAACCUAAAACCCGAGGAGUUCAGCGCUCUUAAAAUCUACCCGGCGGUAGAAAAAGACGAGCAAGAACCGGUCAAGGGUCUUAGAAAUGGGAAUGACCCCUGUUCCACACAAAGCUCUGACUGCAGCGCCGACACAGAGGUACUGGAGCUUUCCAUUCUGCUCAGCAGCAGCUGCUCCGAAGGAAACAACAGCCUUCAGAGCUCCGAUUCGCUGCUGGUGGAGACUCCUGAUGCGACACAUGGCAGUGGAGUAAAUCUAAAGGAGGAGGAUUACGUCACCAUGUCCAGUUUCUACCAAAUCAAGUAGGUUAAAAGUUGGAGGAGCUAGGAUCUAAGACCCAUCCCAAGGGUUUCUAUUGGUUCUGUGUCAUCAGGAGACACCACCACUGUGGAAACUAUAAUAAUAAUAAUAAUGGAUUAGAUUUAUAUCGCGCUUUUUCUAUUAUUAUAUACUCAAAGCGCUCACAGAGAAGUGGGAACCCAUCAUUCAUUCACACCUGGUGGUGGUAAGCUACAUCUGUAGCCACAGCUGCCCUGGGGUAGACUGGUGGAAGCGUGGCUGCCAGUUUGCGCCUACGGCCCCUCCGACCACCACCAAUCAUUCAUUCAUCAUUCAUUCACCAGUGUGAGCUUCACCGGGGGCAAAGGGUGAAGUGUCCUGCUGCCCAAGGACACAACGGCAGCGAUUUGGAUGUCAAUAGGUGGGAAGCGAACCUGCAACCCUCAGGUUUCUGGCACGGCCGCCCCCCCCUGAGGCGUUCCCAGGCCAGCCGGGAGACAUAGUCUUCCCAACGUAUCCUGGGUUUUCCCCGUGGCCUAAACACCUCCCGAGGGAGACGUUCGGGUGGCAUCCUGACCAGAUGCCCAAACCACCUCAUCUGGCUCCUCUCGUUGUGGAGGAGCAGC